AAGCGAGACGAGACGAUUUCAAUGCAUUAGUUCCGGAUCAUCUAGGUAGUUUUUUUAGCUUCUUUUUGCGGUUUUUUGGGGGAUUUUUGGAAAAAAGCUUGGAUUUUUUUGCGGAAAAUGAAGAGCAAAAAGAGGGCGAGGAGCAAAAGUAG
Molecule: messenger RNA, 152 nt
Organism: Racocetra persica
Lineage: Eukaryota; Fungi; Glomeromycota; Glomeromycetes; Diversisporales; Gigasporaceae
Source: the annotation of a GenBank genome assembly